UAUCAGUUGUAAGGUUUUCAACAAUUGGAAUUCUUACAAUUCUUACCAUAUCGCUUCGUUUCUACAAAACUGCAUUUAUCUUGUGACUGUGCUGAUUGCCUCUUGCAUGUCUGGUUUAAUUAGUUUUAGAAAAUCUUUCUUUGGUCCUAUGGAAAUCAGUUGAACUUGGAUAAGCCAUGAGUGAAUCAGGGGAUUCGACAAGUAAAUUUGAUCCAUUGAACCUAGACUUCUCAGAGAUCGAUGAUGAGGAGUAUAAUAUACCCGCAGUUGAAGAGACUCCGACUCUGGAAAGUAUCCUAAACAAUGACCAAAAUUCCUUAAUGAGCGAAGAUGAACUGUCUGACUACUUGGCAGCAGAAAACCAAGGAUUUGGAACUGGAGGAUGUGGAAGUGAUACUGCCUCCAUAAGUAGCUUUGGAAGCCUUAAAGACACACCAUCAAAGACUGGACUCUUCAAUUUCACAGAGAGUAGGCACUAUGACCAUAUUCUGAGACAUAUCAUCCUGAAAGCCAUAUCGUCACAACUCAAGUCAGCAUGUGAGAGAGUAAACGCAGGACGGCCAACUGUCAUGGCUGUCUCCUCCAUGAUAGCUGUUGGUACAUCGCAUGGUUUAGUUCUUGUUUUUGACUCGGCACAAACUCUACGCUGGUGUCACGAAGGCAAUGAGGAACAAGGAUCUGUAUCUGCUCUUGACUUUAAUCACAACUGCUCCAGACUGUUGAUUGGCUAUGCACGAGGCUUGAUUCUUAUGUGUGAUGUUGCGGACGGGAAAGUUUUACGCACAAUGAAUCAAGUUCACACUCCUGCAACAGCUGUUCUUCAUGUCAAGUUCACAGAUAAUCCAAAUCUAGCUGUGUGCAGUGACAGUGGAGGCUCUGUUUUUGAAUUGAGUUUCAAGCGCACUCUUGGCAUCCGCAGCGUUGAUUCGAGAUGCAUAUUUUCUGGGAGUCGUGGCGAGGUGUGCUGCAUCGAACCUCUACGCUUGAAAGCUCUCACCACGCAUCCUCUUCAUGGUUCUAUCCUAGUUGCCAUGGCAACUCUAUCUAAGGUUAUUUUAGUAUGCAUUCGCCCAAAUACAAGGCUCCUUCUUACUCACUCUGUCAGCGCAAGUCCAGCGAAUCUCCCGCUUUUAACAUGGCAGUUUGUAGUUAUUCAACUCAAUGAUUCCUCUCAUGUCAUCGACCCUGUUCUGGCUUUUGCUCGAGAUUCAACCAUUCAUUUUUAUCAUAUCAAUGUCCUGGCAAGUGGUCGAAUUCAUUGCACAGUCCUAGAACAGCUCAACUUAGGAUAUUCUCUCCUAGCAUGCCAUUGGUUGAAUGCACGGAUAUUAGCAACUGUUGAUACACAAGAGCGUUUUCAUCUCAUAGACAUUCGCAGUCAAGAAGAGCUAGAAACCUUAGAUCUAUCUUGUGUCAGUCUAGUUUAUAACUCUAGUCAUUUCAAAGGUCUUUGCACGGGGGGCAACGUCAGCAAAGCCAUGGCUCUUGCAGGCGAAAGGGCAUGUUACAAUACAAUUAAAAGUUUUGGCAAUCAGGUUUUGUUCCUAGGCAUGCGCUCAUUUCAUGUCAUAAGCACUCGUAGCUGGCUGGAACGUUUAAAUAAUUUGUUAGAGCAGAAUCGGUAUGCAGCAGCCCUUCGAUUAGGAAUCGACUUUUUAGAAGAAAGAGGGAAAGGAGUCCUUGGUCUAAGUGGUCAUCGCAAACAACGAAAAAAACUUAUCUGGCAGAAGGUUCAUGAAAUGUUAACAACCUAUAUCAAUGCAGUAUUACAUGACAAUAAUGCAUUAAUGUACCAAGAAAAUCUUCCUGUGAUAAUUGAACAUUGCAUCCAUCUUCAAUGCGAGGAUCUGCUUUUUCAACAAGUUUGGAAUGGGGUGGAACAUAGCACAGUACCUAGAAAUAUCUUUCUUCAAAGCAUUGAAGGAUUCAUCCAAGAUGGUAAAAUUCGAAAUGUCUCUCCUGCAAUAAUGCAAAAGUUAGUUGAAUACCUAGAAAUGACACAUAGAUGGCAGGCCAUGGAAGAAUGCAUAGUAAAUGUCAAUGUCUCAUCUCUGGACAUCGAACAGGUUUUACAACAAUGUCGCAGUCACCAGCUUUAUGACGCUCUUAUUUCAGUCUGGAAUCAAGCCAUGAAUGAUUACACGACACCGCUACAAGAAUUGUUACCCCAAUUGCAAAGAAUGCUAAGCUCUGAUGGUGAUCGGAGUGAGGAAGCAAUCCGGUUAGGAAAUAAAUGUUUAGUGUACAUAAGUUGCUGUCUCUCAGGCAGGGGCUAUCCAAAUGGUGACAUUGAAGAGUCAAAAUGUGCGACGGUCCGAUCUCGUGUUUUUCAGUUCCUGUGUAGUCAACAUACAAUAAAUGCAGAUGAGUCAGAAGAAACUUAUCCGUACUUGCGACUGUUCCUAGAUUUCAACACUAAAGAGUUUUUGAAUGCUCUGUCAAUGGCAUUUCAAGACUCUUAUCUCUCCGUUCAACUACUUCAGCGUUUAGUCGACAUUCUAAUUUCUAUUACUCUCCAUGAAAAUAGCUCCAAGUCUCGGCAGGUUGGGUGGUUAUUCAGUUGGCUGGCUAAAGAAAUCAUGCGGCCCAAUUGUAGUCUGCGGCUAGAUUUGAACCUGUUUGAACAAGUUCUUGAAAUAUUAGUCUCAUCCAAUGAUGAACAGUGCACUCCAGAGGAAAAAGAGCAAAUCCUGCUUCAACUCAUUAGCACUGGUGCUUUGAAACAUAUACCGGAGGAGCGGAUACUGCAACUUGCACAAACUGCUGGAUAUCAUCAAGUCUGUGCCGAAAUCUAUGAAAGGCAAGGUAAUCACGAACAAGUUCUAAAAUGUCACCUCCUAGAUGACAGUCGGAAACCCCGCGUUUUUGAUUACCUCAAUGUUGCACCAGAGAAGAGCAAGCUGCAGCGUGCUGUAUCAGAGAACAUUGAUACAUUACUAGAGGUGAAUGGUUAUAAAACAGGACUCUUUGUUGGAACUCAUUUUGUGGAACUUACAUCAAGGGUGGUUCACACCAUGACUAAACAAAAGCAAUUUGAAUUUUUGCAGGGUGUAAUGGAUGCCAAAGCGGCUCUAUCACCGCCCGUUAUAACACUGUAUUUUCAGUUACUCUGUGAAUUCGAACCGAAUAGUGCUAUGAAAUUUAUUAUCGCUAACUGUGAUACCCUUCUAACUGACAUCGAGUCAUGUGUUGAAACAGCACAGAAGCAUAAUUUAGAAAUGGAAGAAGCUAUUCUGUGGGAAAAGGCAGGGAGUUAUAAGAAAUCUUUUAAUAUACUUUUCAAAAGACUUCAGUAUGCCAUAAGAAGUGGUAAAGAUGUAGAGUCAGCUACGGAGGAAUUGAUUUCCCUAAUUCUCCGUGGAUCGUCAGUUUUAGAUCCAAAAGAUACAUGGCUCCCUUUGCUGCAGUGCCUGGUACAAGUUAACUCACCGAAGUUAAUGAAAAGGGUUUUGAAUAGUGCUGACCUGAAUCUUGCUGCUGAGUUUCACUUGUUGUUGAAACAUACGACCGGCUCAUUAGGCGAUUAUCGUAGUUUAAUUAUGGGUCUGUUCGAGAAAUGUGUUUACGAGCAAGAAGUAUUGCAGAUUGCCGAACGAUCUCAUUAUUUAGAUUUGCACAACCAGCUCAAACAGUCAUUGAAUGGUGCUAAGAGAGGAAUCCCCAAUCCUGUUAUUUGUACUGUAUGUAAUAAAAAAUUUCAAUCGCAAAUGCUCUUGUUUCAUUGCACUCAUGGUUAUCAUAUGGAUUGUUUAAAACAACCAUUCCAGUGUGUAAAGUGCGAUUCAAAUUAAAGACCAAAGUUUUUUGGAUUUGAAUUUUUUUUUAAACAAAUAUUUUUUACUUUUGUUGAGAAUGUCACCUUUUGUAAAUUCUCUGUGUUAAGAGAGAAUCUCUGUUAGUCUCUGAAGAUUAUCGUGUUUGUUGUGAGCAAUUGUUCAUUUUUAAUCCAAGUGCCUCCAAUGAGACUAGAAAAUACAAUAAAUAGGCAUGUAGUAUUUUAAAAAAUGUCACUCAAGCACCAUAAUAUAAACUUAGAAAGUAUAUUAAAUAUACGAAGGAAAUUUGUGAUUUUGAAUCAAGUAAUUCAAAGCAAUUGAAUUCUAAAGAUAAGUUGUUACAGGAAUUUAAGUUAAAUUCUUAAGGAAGAAGGAGACCGUGUGAUUUUAUUUUAUUCGUAAGUUUACUUUUGAGUUAACAGGUUAACAGGAAAUUACCUGACCUGAAGUUCUCUCUCCAGUCUUCUGCAUCGUCCUUUUACUUAGCUUCAGGUCGAAUUUCUUCUUCAUUUCUUCUUUCAUUUUAUUUCCAUCAGCUCAACUUAUCUUCCACUCCAUUGGAGUAUGCAAGGCAUUAGGUACUGUUUUCGAAAAAUAAAAAGUUUAAAAUAUGCCAAAAUUUGUAUCGGAAUACAGUUUAUAGCCAUUUGAUGUCUUUAUCCUCCCAAUGCCAUAUAGCUCUGUCAGUUUGCUUUGCAUGAAAUAUUAUAUUUGCUAGAUCUGCCUGAGUAAAUCCAAGUUUAGUUUCAAAGGCUGAAAUGGUUAGAUGAACCUAUCCCAACAUUUAUCCCCUAAAAAACAUUUGUAUUAUUGCUGUAGUUCUAAGGUGGGUAUCAGUAGACAGGGAAACUAACUUUUUAUAAUACAGUUUCUCAACUUGAAAAACGAAAUUUUGCCUCUUUGAGGCUGACUUCUGAAUGCCUCUUAGUGACAUUAGUUAUGUUUGACCUCUCAACCAUUUCUCUUUUGGUUAAAAUUUUAAAGCAGAGGAAUUUUCUAUGAUCUCUUUUUUAAGCUGACCAACUGAAAAAAUAGUAAAUAUUUACAUUAUUAUUUCUCGAAAGUAAUAUUAAUCUGACAGGAGAGGUAAAACGGCUCUUUUUCAAAUUGGCAACAUCUAGUGAAAGGAAGUUUACGUUCUAAUUGAGGCGUUGAGUGCAAAAAGGGCCUUUAUUGGUUGCAGUCUUUGAGAAUCUACAGUGCUAAUUUUUAUUUUAGAGAGGAACUGAUUGGGUGGAUUUUCUGAAAUUGUACGUUUUCAGCACAGUAAAAUUAUGAAGAAUAUUCAGUAAAAGUUACAACAAAUUACAUACAUUUGCUUUAAUUAUAAUGAAUAAAACGUUAGUGGAGAUUUCGAGACACUGUAACCAUGAAAUGCCCUUUCUGCACCAAGCGCUUCAAUUGGACAUAUUUUUGCCAAACAGAGCUAUGUGCAUCAUUACGUGAGCCCAGAUAUGCACAUAUUCUAAGGGGUAUCAGGGCUCAUGUCUCAAUGCACAUAGUUCCGUUUGAUAGAAAUACGUCCAAUCAUAUUCAAUUAUAUUUCAAAUAUAAGUUCUGGAAGAAUAUUUUCAUGAGCCAUGAUGCUAAUCAUGGAUUUGAAAGUGUCAGCCAGAGAAAAACCUGAAUCUCCACAUUUUAGACCUUUUUGAAGUGAACUCUGUGUAGAAUUAAAAGAGUCGUAGGUCACUGCGCCAUAUAGGACACCAAAAAAUGGUAGUGCGAAAAAUCAGUUACAGAUAAUUUCUGAAGCUAAGUUACAUCAUAAGAUCAUUGUUUUUGAAGUAUAGUCCAUUGUGGUACCAGCGUGUAUUACUUCCUGCGUGAUUGUAUCAUCUUAUUUCUUAUAGAUCCCGGUCGGUAAAAUGUUUCUCAAUAAUGUUUAGAUUAUCCUGUACAUCAUUUUCUUUCCUUUUUUUUUUUUUUGUUGUCGAAAGUGAAUUUUUAUUCUGACAGCUUCUGCCUUACUCCUAAAGCGUUCAUUUAGUAAGUAUGUUUUUCAUUUGGAAAUGCAAACCUGAUUUCUUAUCAGAAAGAGCACUUUCAGUCGUGCUAAUUAUACAUGCCUAAAAUAAAAGCUGAGUUAUUAGUCUAGUCAUUCAGUCGCAUUUAAGUAAGUGUAUUUGAACAUUUCCAUUCUAAUAUCUGUCUUUUAAAUUGAACUACUUGUACACAUGAUCAUGUGUUUUAUGUUAUUAAAAAUUUAUAUUUAUGUUAUUGAA
Bemisia tabaci is the source of this 5998-nucleotide messenger RNA. RefSeq names its product vacuolar protein sorting 8 (gene Vps8). Gene Ontology annotation, cellular component: HOPS complex; late endosome. Gene Ontology annotation, biological process: protein targeting to vacuole; endosomal vesicle fusion. Gene Ontology annotation, molecular function: protein binding. The record is from RefSeq and is a predicted model, not a curated record. Lineage: Eukaryota; Metazoa; Arthropoda; Insecta; Hemiptera; Aleyrodidae.